AUGUUGCAUCUACUACCACUCUUUAUAAUCAUAUUUAUAAACAAAGAGGUGUUUGCCAUAGAUUAUUGCAACGAGUAUCUGUGUCCAUCAGAGAUAGCCCAUAUAGCAUGCGAAAAUUAUGGGGAAUUUGACGAAAGCUGUGGCAGCGAAGCUACUAUCUUGAAGUUCCCCAUGCAUCUGCGUACCUAUUUACUGGCCACCUUGAAUGAUUUCCGUAAUACAUUGGCCAUGGGCAAGUAUCCAGCCUUUCGACCAGCCGCCCGAAUGGCCACCCUUCGUUGGCACGAGGAACUCGCCGGACUGGCCAAGUUUGCCCUGAGGCGUUGUGACAACUUGGAAGAAUACUGCAGCAAUACGGAUGAGUUUAGAUAUGUAUCCUUUAUCUAUGGCAGUACCAAGUGGUUGCACCAAGAGAAGAAUCCCAAAUCGAUUAUGGAGUACGUGUUGAAGUUUUGGAUGGAUGAUUAUAAGGGAUGCAGCAUGGCCCACAUCAAUGCAGAGAAGCCGCCCAAAGAUGGGCAGUGUCGUGGUUACUUCACCCAAUUGGCUCAAGAUCAGGCAGGUCAUGUCGGUUGUGCCAUCUUAAUGCGAAGAAGUCACUCCAGCAGACUCUAUCAGUACGGACUUCUUUGCCAUUUCUCGCGCGGAAAGAUAGCCAAUGAGCUGGUUUACCGGGAGAGUGCACAUCCGGGAAGUCGCUGCUAUGCGGGAACCCACUCCAUAUACCAAGGGCUCUGUUCACCCGAGGAGCAUGUCAAUCCCAAUGCCUUGCAAUUAGGCGAGCUCAAUUAGAUUGGUCAAGCGGCAUUAGAAGUACUUAGGAGUUAAGAUAGAUUUACUAGUUAGUUGAAAUAGUUUUGCCACGA
This is a messenger RNA of Drosophila eugracilis, 866 nucleotides long. Its product is annotated as antigen 5 like allergen Cul n 1. The transcript is spliced from 3 exons. Lineage: Eukaryota; Metazoa; Arthropoda; Insecta; Diptera; Drosophilidae. The coding region runs from base 1 to 792 and encodes 263 amino acids. The record is from RefSeq and is a predicted model, not a curated record.